CCUCUGCUCUCUCUCCUGAAACUCUUAAACCGAAACAAGCAAGUGUAUAUAUAUAUAUAUAUAUAUAUAUAUGAAACUUUCGUUCUCUCUCUAUAACAAACGAUCCCUUUGGCGACAAGGAAAGUACAGUUCGUGAAGAAUAUUGUUGUACAACUGACAGUCUCUCUUUUCUGUUCCAAAAAAAAAAAAAAAAAGGAACCGUCAAAACCCUUUAUCCUUUGUUCCAAUACCCACUACUCUCUCUCUCUAUCUUUCUCUCUCUCUCUCUAAGCCAUUGUCCAUGUAGAGAGGGGAAAAUUAGCAGUAAGCUAAUUUAUCUAGUCAAAUACUUUAUAUUUAUUCCAUCACCUGGAGGGGUUUUGAUGGAAACGGAAGGAUACCCAGGUGUUGCGGUAAAGAAGCCAUUGCUUACGCCUAAGGCUAUUAUAAACCAGAAGUUUGGUACCAAGGCAUGCUAUAAGGUAGAGGAAGUACAGGAAUCCACUCAAAAUGGAUGCCCGGGGCUAGCCAUCUCACAGAAGGGCCCGUGCCUUUACCGCUGCCGUUUGCAGCUUCCAGAAUUUUCUGUUGUGUCAGAAACCUUUAAAAAGAAGAAGGAGGCAGAGCAAUCUGCUGCAGAGAUGGCUUUAGAAAAGCUAGGCAUCAACCCUACAACUAGUAAUCCUACUGUACAAGAAGCAUGGGAUGAUUUAGUUCUACGUCUAAAAUAUUUAUUCUCGAAUGAGUUUCUUUCAUCUCUUCAUCCAUUGAGUGGUCACUUUAGAGCAGCUUUACGACGAGAGGAUCAGCUGGAUGGUUCAGUUCCAGUUUCUGUUAUUACCAUCUGUGAUACAAAGUCUAAUAAUUUAUGUAAAUACAUAAAUCCUGAGGUUGAAUCAAAUCCAUCGUUGGUUUUGUCACUUGUGCUGAGGGCUGCUGCGACAUUACCCAGUUUCAUUUCUAUUUCUGAAGAACAGCUUUCGAUUAAGAGGCGAGAUCCUUACGAUCCUGAGAUUAUACAGUCUGUAGUAAACCAACAGUGUAGCUUUCCAGAAAGCACUUCGAUUGAAGCCAUAUGUAUUCCAUAUUCAGUUGACAAGACUGUCGUACCCGUAACUCUUAGUGUUUCCUCUAAUGGCUAUUACUUGGAUGUUAUUGCGCACAACCUUAGUGUAACAGAUUCGUCUAAGGUUCUGAUAUCCAGGACUAUUGGCAGAGCUUCUUCUGAGACGAGACUGUACGCUCGUGCUUCCAAAUUGUAUACGCUGGAUCCGUCGUCAGAACUUCUGCAAACAAAAGCUGUUCAGUUUGAGGGAUCUUUAAAUGUGAGGGCAAGUUACUUCUCUGGUCAAGAUAUAUAUGGUGAUGCAAUUUUGGCAUCUGUUGGGUACAAAUGGAACUCUGCUGACCUCUUCCAUGAAGAUGUAUCCUUGCGUACAUAUUACAGGAUAUUUAUUAGUAAGAUACCUAGUGGAGUUUACAAGGUGUCCAGGAAUGCAAUACUUGCAGCAGAGUUGCCUGCAGUGUUCACUAUGCGAACAAAUUGGCGGGGUUCCUUUCCAAGGGAUCUCCUUUUAGCAUUUUGCCGUCAGCACCAUUUAUCUGAACCUCUCUUCUCUCCUACGAAUGAUCCCUUAGAAUCAGUGCCACAGUUACCUAGUUCACACAAGAAGUUGAAGGUUACUGAGUCAGGUAAAUCAGAAUCCAAUGGAGGUGGCAUUGCUGGCAGUGGAUCAGUGGGAACAAGAGGAACAUUUAGAUGUGAAAUAAAAAUAUUUUCCAAGCAUAAGGAUCUAAUUAUACAGUGUUUACCAAAAGAAUUGUAUAAGAAAGAUACUGAUGCCAUCCAGAAUGCUUCUUUGAAAGUUCUCUCAUGGUUGAACACAUACUUUAAUCAACUAGAUAUGUCUUUAGAUAAGCUGACCUCCUCAGGAGAUGUUCUUGGCAUCCAGUUUUAUCCCCAGUACUUUUUAAAGGAGUUUGCUUUGUGCCGACCUGUACAUAAUGUUUGUCAGAGCAUUCGGACUCAAGGAGGCAGAGUAUCACAUUCAAACUCCGUGAAUCAAAUAGAUACGGUGGAAGGUGUGUACCCUACAAACAUUGGAGGUCCAGAUUCUGGAGUCUCUCCAUCCAAUGGAUGUUUAGCUUGUAUUAGUUAUACCAUAUCUUUGGUGACAGAAGGAGAGGUUAUGAAAGAACUUCUUGAAAGUAAUGAAGAGUUUGAGUUUGAGAUAGGGACCGGAGCAGUGAUCACAUGUCUUGAAGGAGUUGUGACACAGAUGUCCGUGGGCCAAUCUGCUUGUUUUUUCAUGGAAUUACCUCCUCAAGAGUUGAUUUUGGCUGCAGCUGGUGAUUCUGCAAGAACCCUUUCAUUAAUUUCUUCAAAAAGCGGCAGCUUGGAGUGCUCUGUGACUUUGUUGCGGGUGACUGAACCCUUGGAAGACAGAAUGGAGCAGGCUCUUUUCAGUCCUCCUCUAUCGAAGCAACGUGUGCAAUAUGCAUUGCAACAUAUAAAAGAAUCUCGUGCUACUUCUUUGGUUGAUUUUGGAUGUGGCUCUGGGAGUUUACUGGAUUCUUUGUUAGAUUAUCCAACUUCUCUGGAGAUAGUUGUUGGUGUUGAUAUUUCUCAGAAGAGUCUUGCCCGUGCAGCAAAGAUAUUACAUUCAAAAUUAAGCACCAAUUCUGAUGUUAUUAAGCCAAGUACAGCAAUCAAAUCUGCAACUCUUUAUGAAGGUUCCAUCACAGUUUUUGAUUCUCGAUUGUAUGGAUUUGAUAUUGGCACUUGCUUAGAGGUGAUUGAACACAUGGAGGAAGAUCAAGCGUGCUUAUUUGGUGAUAUUGUGCUUAGUUCGUUUUGUCCAAAGAUUCUUAUCGUCUCCACCCCAAAUUAUGAGUACAACGUGAUACUCCAGAGAUCUAAUCUUCAAAGCCAAGAGGAUCCAGAUGAGAAAUCCCAAUCACAAGCUUCUAAAUUCCGGAACCAUGACCACAAGUUUGAAUGGACCCGAGAGCAGUUCAACCACUGGGCAUCUGACCUAGCCACGCGGCACAAUUAUAGUGUUGAAUUCAGUGGUGUUGGUGGAGACGGUGACUUGGAACCGGGUUUUGCCUCGCAGAUUGCUGUCUUUAGGAGGGAGGAUGACCAUCCAAAGAAGGUAGAUUUAACCCACCAUUAUGAAGUUCUUUGGGAUUUGAAUAGCACAAGAAUGUCAAGAUCUGCUAUGUGAAAACUUUAUAUAUGGCUAUAGUUAUUAUUAUUAGAUUUGUUCAUUUGAAUGUUGAAAAGGGUUGUGAUGUGAAGCAUAAUACUUAUGUAGAUCUGCUUAGGCACUGAAUGAAUGCUUUUGCGGGCCUUAGCUCUAGUUGGCAAAAGAAAUUGUGUAACCAUUUCCCAUAGCAGCAGAUUUUUUUCAAGGAAAGAGAAGACUACAAAGCUUCUCAUAUGUAACUGUUAGAAGACAACUAACAGCUUUAACCAAAAGUUGGUGUAUCUAGAAAAAUUAUUCAGCUUUU
Molecule: messenger RNA, 3492 nt
Organism: Cornus florida
Lineage: Eukaryota; Viridiplantae; Streptophyta; Magnoliopsida; Cornales; Cornaceae
Product: small RNA 2'-O-methyltransferase-like
Exons: 10
Coding region: 363-3206 (947 amino acids)
Biological process (GO): piRNA processing; RNA methylation; siRNA processing
Cellular component (GO): nucleus; cytoplasm
Molecular function (GO): O-methyltransferase activity; peptidyl-prolyl cis-trans isomerase activity; RNA methyltransferase activity
Source: RefSeq, a predicted model, not a curated record